CAUGGACGGAGAAUCGUUUCAUCCCCCGAGAGACGUGUCUGUUGAGUCCAGUGCUCCUGGCGACGAGGUCCACCCUCCGGCUCUGUCCAGUGGUGCUCCGCCCGAAGUGAGGGAGCUAGCAGAAGACGGAGGGAGUACUACACUGGGUAAGAGGCCGCGGGGCGAUGCUACAGCGACUAGCGAUGAGUCCAUGGAGUGCUCUCAAUCCUCGGACGGGUUUGCUGCAAAGCGACAGCAGUCCUCAGCUCAUUGCCAGGAUGCCCUCCUCUGUCUCCCCCUGGAGCUAGACAGCUCUCACGUGACGCCUCAGAAACUGGCCCAGGAGCUCGCGAGAUGUCUACACGAGUCCAAGUACAUGUUGGUGAAGAGUGUGGUGAACGUGUUGGGCUCAGAGAGGUGCAUUGAACUGUUCACAAAGACAGCUGAGACGCAGAAGAAGGGAGGGCUCCUCAGUGCUGACAGUGACAAAAAGCGUGCUCCUGGCGGUGUAUUCUUCUCUCUCGUAAAGAGCAACACCACCGAGGGAGAGAGGAAACAAAUUUUCUCCGAGGACAAGAAGAAGUUAGCAAAGCGAGCGAAGAAGGCAAGAGAAGACAGGGCAAAGAAGAGGAGGGAGGAGGAGGAGAGGGUCCUCGAGGGUGCACAGAGAGAGCUGGAGAUUUUCAGACAAGACCUUGCAGUGAGUGGAGAGGAGAGAGAACACCCGCCAGACAAAAACAUGGAACGGAGGUGGAGAGAAAAAGGAGGUGGUGGAGUACACUGACCUCGACGACCCCGUGAACCCAGAGGACAGCGGAGAACUGAACGAGGGAUGGAGAAACGAGUUGGGUGAUGAUGGCGAUUCUGACGAUUUCGCGUUUCAACUGAGCAAGUACCAGCAGCUUAGAACAAAGGAGCCGCUAAGCAAGGAAGAAGAUGGAGCGAGUGUGGCAGUGGGAGACAGUGCAUCGCUUUGGGAGGAAAAGGUUGCUGCAGAUCAAUUUGAAGAAACUGAUGUGUGUAGCCUUGGGAUUGAUAUCAUCUGUGACUUUUAGGGAGACAUUUUUAAAUUAUGCACUUGUGAAUAUUGCACUCCUUCAUUGAGGGUGAGUAAUUGAACUUUUAAGCCUCGCCUGUGCACUUGAUAUACACUCGAGGGGAUACAUCUUCUUGCAUGGACGAGAUGGGCGUUUGCAAGAGUGAAUUGUU
This is a messenger RNA of Geodia barretti, 1188 nucleotides long. The record is from the annotation of a GenBank genome assembly. NCBI's taxonomy places the organism in Eukaryota, Metazoa, Porifera, Demospongiae, Tetractinellida, Geodiidae.